Messenger RNA from Procambarus clarkii (red swamp crayfish), 689 nucleotides. The record is from RefSeq and is a predicted model, not a curated record. Lineage: Eukaryota; Metazoa; Arthropoda; Malacostraca; Decapoda; Cambaridae.
AUAACAGCAAUGAGAAGGGAAUCGAACCACAUUGGUCUCUUGAACCCAGAGUCGAGACUCGCUCUUCAAGUCAAGCUCCAAGAUGAAGAUGAUUCACUUGAUCCUGGCGAUGGUGAUUGGCAUUUCGGCCCUCAUGGGGCCAGUUCGAGCCUUCCCUGACCCCUUAGCCCUGGCUGACCCUGGCCCUGAUGCCCUUGCUGACCCUGGCCCUGAUGCCCUUGCUGACCCUUUCUUUCCACGCCGUCACGGUGGGUGGUUUCCCCACCACCACCAUGGCCACCAUCACCAUGGCCACCACCACCAUCAUGGCCAUCACCACCACCAUGGCCAUCACCACCACCACUGCCCCUGGUGUUUUGGGUAGACGUCGCUGCAAUAUGGUGCUCUGAGGUGAUGACUCCAACUGUUAAGGGCAUGGCAAUAAAUCCUGUGUGCUGAGGUGUAGGUAUACCUCAGCUGGACACCUACUGAGGUGUAGGUAUACCUCAGCUGGACACCUACUGAGGUGUAGGUAUACCUCAGCUGGACACCUACUGAGGUGUAGGUAUACCUCAGCUGGAUAUCAACUGAGGAUUUUAUAAUUCUCUCCAACAGCUUUUGCCUCGUACUUCCAUUUUGCUAAAAACCCGCUUAAUUGUGUAUAUUUUUACGGACAAACUAAAUAAAAAAAAUAAACAUUUAUCAUCAAA